This is a messenger RNA of Pectinophora gossypiella (pink bollworm), 532 nucleotides long. RefSeq names its product 40S ribosomal protein S27 (gene RpS27). Lineage: Eukaryota; Metazoa; Arthropoda; Insecta; Lepidoptera; Gelechiidae. Gene Ontology annotation, cellular component: cytosolic small ribosomal subunit; ribosome. The transcript has 3 exons. The coding region runs from base 143 to 397 and encodes 84 amino acids. Gene Ontology annotation, molecular function: structural constituent of ribosome; RNA binding. Gene Ontology annotation, biological process: translation; ribosomal small subunit assembly. The record is from RefSeq and is a predicted model, not a curated record.
UUUCCACACUAAUCUAAUCUAUUGCACAUAUUUGCGCAACAUUUUGUGAACGCAGCCGUAACAGAUUGCUUAUGGUUCAGUUCUCUUCUCUUUGACACAGUGGACGCCUUUCCUUUUCCGGUUCUGCAUCAAAGCUGAAACCAUGCCGCUCGCAGUGGAUUUAUUGCACCCUUCCCCCGCGUCGGAGAGGAGGAAACAUAAGUUGAAGAGGCUGGUGCCACAUCCCAACUCAUACUUCAUGGAUGUGAAAUGCCCAGGCUGUUACAAGAUUACAACGGUAUUCAGUCAUGCACAGAGGGUGGUGGUGUGCGCAGGAUGCUCAACCAUCCUCUGCCAGCCCACUGGAGGUCGUGCUAGAUUAACUGAAGGAUGUUCGUUUAGAAGAAAACAACAUUGAAAAAAUUCCCAGAGAGAGCCGUAAUUUAAGAUUUGCAUUUUAAUUUCCAGUUGGAUGAAGGCGUUAUUAUUUACCAAUUCAUUUCAUGUUUAUGGAUUUGUUUAAGCAUUACAAAUAAAGGCUUUUUCAAAGGGA